CGUACGAGCGGGUUCCUAGUCUAACCUUAACCGGAAGUUGCUAGCAGCUGCGCGUCGUGUGCUAGAAGGUGCUAGAAGGUGCUAGAAGUCACUACCAUGUUGAGUAAAGUGCUCGGUCAGAAAUAUGUGGCCAUUGCUAAGUCGUGGAUGCCCACACUUGCUGUUUGGGGAACAGUCGGCGGCGUAGCCUUGGUUCACUUCACGGACUGGCGAUUGUUCCUGGACUAUGUGCCCUACAUCAGUGGCAAGUUCAAGAAGGACUAACCAGUUUGUUGGAGAUGAUGAACAAGGACUGCAGCCAACGCUGUUUUGCACUGAACUCCAAGCCAACUGUCAUUUUCAUCCUGCUGCUGCAACAACCAUCAUCAGUACACUUGGGCUUCAAUCUUUGAUGAUAUGAAAAUAGAGACAAUGCACAGACUUUUUAAUUGUUUUCCCUCGUGCAGUUUGAGCUUCUUAUUUUACUCAUUAGUUUCUGAUGUGCUGUCAGCCUCGUCUGAUUUAAAUGUUCAGCUCUGUAAAACUGUUUUGGAAGAGUAAAAAGUAUGUCAAAGAA
Messenger RNA from Nerophis lumbriciformis (worm pipefish), 556 nucleotides. Its product is annotated as cytochrome b-c1 complex subunit 10-like. The record is from RefSeq and is a predicted model, not a curated record. Gene Ontology annotation, biological process: mitochondrial electron transport, ubiquinol to cytochrome c. Gene Ontology annotation, cellular component: mitochondrial inner membrane. Lineage: Eukaryota; Metazoa; Chordata; Actinopteri; Syngnathiformes; Syngnathidae.